This is a messenger RNA of Clonostachys rhizophaga, 939 nucleotides long. The record is from the annotation of a GenBank genome assembly. Lineage: Eukaryota; Fungi; Ascomycota; Sordariomycetes; Hypocreales; Bionectriaceae.
AUGCCUGUUCAAAAAUAUCCGCUAUCACCACCCAGCCUCGAUGAGCUGGCCCAGACCUUGAGCGCGCCACUUGCAGCCAACUAUGAGGAGUCGGCAGUGAGUGUCGUUGACUGCCCCGAUCUUCGGCAGGCGCCCUUCCAUCUCGCUUCCCAGGGUUUAUCGGGAGAUGAGAAGAUUGCGGAUGUCGGUGGCCAGCCGAAUCUUUUCCCCCAGCCUAAUCUCGAGAGCAAGUGGUCAAUGGUCAGCAUCGGCACAGCUAUAGACAUGAGCGCCGAUAAAGGAUCUCUCAUUGGGGCUGGGGCGGGCCCAUUUCACAUCCUGGGACAAAAUUCCGAGCUGGCGCCAAAUCUAAGCUGGAAGGACGGCACCGUCACUAAUGAGUCUCGCUUCAUCAAGAUCGACGGGGCCACCAACGCUGUUGUCGUCGACAAGAGUCCAUCCGUGGACUGCGGACUGAUGGUGAAUCUGUUCGGAUCCCUGGGCGAGCCAGGCCCGGUACUCAAAAUCACCGCGCGGAAGAGAAAAGGUCAGGAGAAGAGUUUCUCGGAAUGCAUCAGAAAGGGCCUGCAUGCUGCCUACGGCGACUUGCGGACGGUCAGUCUCGGGGGCGUCUUUGUCGUCAAGUCAGGGAAAGCCCUCUACCACGUAAUGCCGGACUUCCCCUCUCAGCCCUUCAAUGGGCGGAAAGACGUAGACAAUUGGCUCACAUUCCAUGAUUUCAAUGGACCCAUCGUCUGUCUCUCCGUCCUACAUUCAGCCGACCCUGGCAAUGAGAUGGGGCUGCGGAUAGAGCAUACGCAUUGCUUCUCUGCGACAGGAGAGAACUCUGGGGGUCACUAUCAUUAUGAUCUUGAUGUCACGGCAGAAACAGUCGAGUACGAGGCGUACUUUAACACUGCCAAGGUGAUCUAUCGAAUUGACAGAGCCACUGCGGCCUAG